Lutra lutra (Eurasian river otter) is the source of this 3688-nucleotide messenger RNA. RefSeq names its product neurotrophic receptor tyrosine kinase 2 (gene NTRK2). NCBI's taxonomy places the organism in Eukaryota, Metazoa, Chordata, Mammalia, Carnivora, Mustelidae. Gene Ontology annotation, molecular function: brain-derived neurotrophic factor binding; brain-derived neurotrophic factor receptor activity; ATP binding. The transcript has 12 exons. The record is from RefSeq and is a predicted model, not a curated record. Gene Ontology annotation, biological process: protein phosphorylation; cellular response to brain-derived neurotrophic factor stimulus; multicellular organism development. Gene Ontology annotation, cellular component: plasma membrane; signaling receptor complex; axon. The coding region runs from base 186 to 1619 and encodes 477 amino acids.
GAACGGUGCCGACCGCCAGGACACGCUCAGCUACGGACACGCUCGGCUCUGCGCUUCCGCGACAGUCACCGGGGCGAGGGAGCGGCGAGCGCGGCACAGGCCGCCCGGCAGGGGCAGGGGAGACCGGCCGGUGCAGCGCGGGGACACGUACUCAGUCCGACUCGGGCUGGCACUGGCGGCUAGGGAUGUCGUCCUGGACGAGGUGGCAUGGACCCGCCAUGGCGCGGCUCUGGGGCUUCUGCUGGCUGGUUGUGGGCUUCUGGAGGGCCGCUCUUGCCUGUCCCACGUCCUGCAAAUGCAGCACCUCCCGAAUCUGGUGCAGCGACCCUUCUCCAGGCAUCGUGGCAUUUCCGAGGUUGGAGCCUAACAGUGCAGACCCCGAGAACAUCACGGAAAUUUACAUUGCCAAUCAGAAAAGGUUGGAAAUCAUCAACGAAGAUGAUGUUGAAGCUUACGCAGGACUGAAAAAUCUGACAAUCGUGGAUUCCGGAUUAAAAUUUGUGGCUCAUAAAGCCUUUCUGAAAAACAGCAACUUACAGCACAUCAAUUUUACUCGAAACAAACUGACGAGCUUGUCUAGGAAACAUUUUCGUCACCUUGACUUGUCUGAGCUGAUCUUGGUGGGCAAUCCAUUUACAUGCUCCUGUGACAUUAUGUGGAUCAAGACUCUUCAGGAGACUAAAUCCAGCCCAGAAACUCAGGACUUGUACUGCCUAAAUGAAAGCAGCAAGAAUAUUCCCCUGGCAAACCUGCAGAUACCCAAUUGUGGUUUGCCAUCAGCAAAUUUGGCUGCACCUAACCUCACUGUGGAGGAGGGAAAGUCUAUCACAUUAUCUUGUAGCGUUGAAGGCGAUCCAGUCCCGAAUUUGUACUGGGAUGUCGGUAAUCUGGUUUCCAAACAUAUGAAUGAAACAAGCCACAUGCAGGGCUCCUUAAGGAUAACUAACAUUUCAUCUGAUGACAGUGGAAAGCAGAUCUCCUGUGUGGCAGAAAAUCUUGUAGGAGAAGACCAAGAUUCUGUGAACCUCACUGUACAUUUUGCUCCAACUAUCACAUUUCUCGAAUCUCCAACCUCAGACCACCACUGGUGCAUUCCAUUCACUGUGAAAGGCAACCCCAAACCAGCGCUUCAGUGGUUCUAUAACGGGGCCAUAUUGAAUGAGUCCAAAUACAUCUGUACUAAAAUCCAUGUUACCAAUCACACGGAGUACCAUGGCUGCCUCCAGCUGGAUAAUCCCACUCACAUGAACAAUGGGGACUACAAGUUAGUAGCCAAGAAUGAGUACGGGAAGGAUGAGAAACAGAUUUCUGCUCAUUUCAUGGGCUGGCCUGGAAUCGAUGACGGUGCCAACCCAAAUUACCCUGAUGUAAUUUAUGAAGAUUAUGGGACUGCAGCAAAUGACAUUGGGGACACCACGAACAGAAGUAACGAAAUCCCUUCCACAGAUGUUGCUGACAAAAGCGGUCGGGAACAUCUCUCGGUCUAUGCUGUGGUGGUAAUUGCGUCUGUGGUGGGAUUUUGUCUGCUGGUGAUGCUGUUUCUGCUGAAGUUGGCAAGACACUCCAAGUUUGGCAUGAAAGGUUUUGUUUUGUUUCAUAAGAUCCCACUGGAUGGGUAGCUGAAAUAAAGGAAAAGACAGAGAAGGGGGCUGUGGUGCUUGUUGGUUGAUGCUGCCUUGUAAGCUGGACUCUUGGGAUGGGCGUUGGCUUCUCCCGGGAGGUGCCACGUAGCUGGGGGUUUUCUGGUAGCUGUGGGUGGUGUUUGCAGGAGGUCCCGUGUGAAGCCUGCGGCUGUCCUGAGCUAUGUUUGGGGAGCACCUGCUGCAGAGGCAGCUCCCAGGCUGCUAAGCAAACACUCAAGAAAACAUCUUAAAUUAAUGCUUCUCUUUUGUACUUGCAAUUGUUCAAAUAAGAAAGUGACAUGGAAGUCCUUUGGAUUAUGCUUCUCUUCGGAAAGGAGCACUCUUUGACCAUACUGGAAAUGUAUUAAUUCUUAUGUUUCUCUGUUCAUUUAAAGGUGAACUGCAAAGUUUUAAAAAAAAAUCUAAAUUUAGGGACAGGUAUAAGAACACACUAAACAGCCUAAUCUCCACGUAACAUGUAGUUUAGUAUUGUUUUCUGUUGAUGUGUAAUGAAGACUGAAUUCACAAGUCUCUAUUCUCCUUCUACAAUGAAGCGACUGAGAAAGUCAAGGGCAUCACUGUGGGGACUUGGCAAGGCCACUGAGAGGUCCUCUCCUUCACUGGCAAUAAAGGUCCAGAGUCAUGCAAUCAACGCUAAUGAUUUUUCUAAAGUUUGUUAGCAGGUGAAAAAUAAAAGCAGUUCCGUGGUCGGGGGCUGUAGAUCUAGGUUAGGCGUAGUCAGUUUCAGAAUAACUACAAGAGUGAAACAGACACAUAGGGCGCGCUUGUCCUUUUAUGUGCCCCCUGCGAUCCUCCUGCUUUUUAGAAGUUUCCUAGUGAGAAGGCCGCAGUAUCUCAUGCUGUUCCCAUGACAGAACUGUAGCUUUUCUACUCUGAAAAGGUCUGCGGGCAGAAUGGCUGGCCUGCUGGGAGCAGGAGACCAUAUUCUAAGAAGGAUAGUCCCCUACUCCAUACUACACUGCUGCUGGUUUUCAUGGGCAGGAAGGCUCUUCCUGACCCCAGCAGCACAGAGGUAAUGAGUCUGUGCUUUAUCCGAUCCAGCCUCAUUGCAAGAGGGUAGCCUGGGAUCGACAGAUCCGGCGUCCCAGCCUCAGUCCCAUCACAGACCCCUGUUUCCCUCGCUUGGCCACUGCAGUGACCUUGGUCCGCUUCGCGCGGCCUGUGCCAGGUAGGAUCCCUGUCCCGCAGACAGGUUCGGCUGCUCUUGCUCUACCUCCCCUCAACUUUUCUCCUGAGGUGGACGGCAGAGCCAGGCCCGGAACAUUUCACUUGAAAGCAGGAUCAGCUCUGACCAUGAAGGCAUGCUCAUCAACGCCGUGGCUGGACGGCAAUCUUACUGAUAUUUGAAAAAAAUUCCUUUUUUGGGGAUGGGGUUGAAAUAGGAAAUAGUUACUCAAGUUUUGCAGUUCAGCUUUAAGGAUAUAGAGUUUUAACUAGUCCAGCGUGUUUGGAAACAUUGUUUUGCAUCCUGUGUAACCCAGGCAUUAAUCUUAAUAAACCAGGAUCCAUUUAGGUACCACUUGAUAUAAAAGGAUUAUCCAUGAUGAAUAUUUUAUACUGUAUCUUUUACAUUAGCCACUAAGUAUGUUAUUGCUUGAUACAGACAUUUCACAGGGUCCUAUGGAUUACAGCAUUGAACUUGGCUACUCCAUACCCCUGCCUCCGACAGAGGGGCAGUUUCUCCGAAGCAUACACGGGCUGCUUGUUCCCAAACCUGUGCUUUCCAAAGACACAUUUGAGUGGGAGAGCAGCUGGACCGUGGUGUUGAGGGGAAUCUGAAUAUUCCCUGAAUUCCCAUUUUCUUGCUCUAUGCUAAAUGACAUUCCUGUCACCACUUAGAUUUUGAUCUCUCCCAAAGCUGUCGAUUUACCAAGAGCCCAGCUAAUUGCAGAAAUCUUGAACCCUGGAAGGAAAAGGAAAUUCACACUGAGAGCUGAGCAGAGGCUGUCAGUACCCCAAGCAUUCUUAAAUAUCGGCCAUUCGGUACAAGUUUUUUUUUUUUUUUUUUAAACCUUUUGUAUUUUAUUCCAUGGAACUAGAAAAAG